Messenger RNA from Ostrea edulis (European flat oyster), 2618 nucleotides. RefSeq lists its product as uncharacterized. Lineage: Eukaryota; Metazoa; Mollusca; Bivalvia; Ostreida; Ostreidae. The coding region runs from base 156 to 1271 and encodes 371 amino acids. The record is from RefSeq and is a predicted model, not a curated record. Gene Ontology annotation, molecular function: calcium ion binding. The transcript is spliced from 5 exons.
AAAAGAGAGCUAAUGGCGCGAAUCCUAAGAUAUGAUAGAAAUGUCGAUUUAAAGCGCAAUCUCUCCCCUCUCCAUACCUGUGUAUGGUCGUUGUAAACAAACAACCGAGACCCUAGCAGUAGUCAGGAGAAUAUCCCCGAUAAGGAAAAACCAACAUGGGCGAAUCCGGAGACGUGGCGAGAUAUCAACAAUAUUUCAACCAUUUUGCUGUUGAUGGUCUACUGAACAAGGAUGGUUUUCGGUCCGUCUUGCAGUGUUUGGAGAUGGAUCCGCCCCAGUGUAUCGUGGACGAGAUGUUUGCCGAACAUGACAAAGAUGAGAAUUCACAGCUAAACCAGGACGAAUUUUACGAAUGGAUCAAAGACCGGGUGAAAUCUAAGAAUGAGAUGAGGGACUCCCUAAUGCAGAGUUUGGAUAUAUUAUUCCCUGAAUCUGUGAAAGUGAAAAUCGACGACCUCCUGGAAAAGCUGUCUGAUCUUGGUGAACAAUUCGACGAGUCGGAAGCGUCAUACGCACGAAUGACGCUGGAAGAAUUCGACAGCAACAACGAUGGCUGCAUCGACAAAGCAGAGUUAAUGAAUUGUUUCUACUCCAAUGACGUACAAAAGCAUGACAAGGAAGAAACAGCAGAAACGGAUGGAAACCAAGCUACAGAAGAAACACAAGAAACGGUGGAUGAAUCUGGAAACCAAGCUACAGAAGAAACGGUGGAUGAAUCUGGAAACCAAGCCACAGAAGAAACGCAAGAAACUGUGGAUGAAUCUGGAAACCAAGCCACAGAAGAAACGCAAGAAACGGUGGAUGAAUCUGGAAACCAAGCUACAGAAGAAACGCAAGAAACGGUGGAUGAAUCUGGAAACCAAGCUACAGAAGAAACACAAGAAACGGCAGAUGAAUCUGGAAACCAAGCCACUGAAGAAACACAGGAAACGGCGGAUGAAUCUGGAAACCAAGCUACAGAAGAAACACAAGAAACGGUGGAUGAGUCUGGAAACCAAGCUACAGAAGAAACGCAAGAAACGGUGGAUGAAUCUGGAAACCAAGCUACAGAAGAAACACAAGAAACGGUGGAUGAAUCUGGAAACCAAGCUACAGAAGAAACACAAGAAACGGUGGAUGAAUCUGGAAACCAAGCUACAGAAGAAACACAAGAAACGGUGGAUGAAUCUGGAAACCAGGCAACUGAAGAAUCCCAACAGGAAACACAAGAUGGAAACCAAGCUACAGAAGAAACACAAGAAAAUUCUGGAAAUCAAGAAGGGGCAGAAUAAUAUUUUUUCUUCAGAGUUCUUUCCCUUGGGGAAGGAAAAUCAACCCAUCUCUAUACCGAAAGUGAAAUAUCAUAUACUGCACAAUGCUUCCAGGAAGAUGGAAAUAUUCAACCAUUCUGGAUCUGACAUUGGAAUUAGUGAUCUAUUACAACUUUAGUUCACAAUUUUAAUUUCUCCAAUAAUAAUGCAUGAGGAUUCAAAUUACAAUGAUAUUAUAUUUAUCUGGUAAAUGAAUGCAGUUCUAUGGGUGUUCGAAAGCAGCAUAAGACUUGUAUGUAUUACAUUACAUGUAUUGAUUUCAAAGAAGAGAAACUGUGCUAAAGUAGGACUAUAUUGGCAAUUAUAAGCAUCAGAGACGCUUACAGUCAUUACAGCUUCUAGCUACAGAAUCCUCGAAUAGUUAUAACUAAAUCCGUCCAAUCUAGUCUCUAUCUCCAUGGUGACUAUUUGUGAUAUUAGUUGUAGAAAACCUGGUAUAAUUAAACAGUGUCAUGUCCAUAAAUCUCUCCAAUAUGGAAUCAUGUGCUGAGAGUCUAUGAGAUACUAUAGAAGUACUCUGCUCUGAUUAAAUUUUUAUGUAUUCCAAAUGAUAUACAAUAUUGUGUUUCACAUGUAUGAAUGCAUUUUUUAAACAAGAGUAUAAAGGCAUUUUUUUUUUAUCUCUGCGAAAGAGAAAUAAUUCUGCACUUCAUGUACAAAUACAAAAUGGAUAUUCAUAACGAUUUUUAUUGGUUGUUGUAUAGAAAAUGUGACUAUUUUAUUCACUAAAAGUCAACAAAUGAUAACCUUUAAGGUGAAUCUAAACAUUUUUGAAGAAAAUAUAAUUGUUUCUAAAUAUAAAUUUAAGUUUUAUAUACAUACAUGUAUAUCUGUAUUGCACCAAUUUCACACACACACCCCCCCCUCCCUAUAUCAUGCAUGGUACAAUCUAAGUUUUUAUAAAAUUAACACAUGGUCGUCUUUUCAAACAGGAAAUGUUUUCAAACUGAUAGCAAGAUUGAAGAAUACAAAGAGAGAGGAAAAAAAAAUUCAGAAAAUGUUAUUUUUAAAUUAUUAUUUUUUUUACAAUAAUUUAGCAUUUUAUUGAUGUCUAUAUAUUUAUAAAUAUAAUGUAGAGAAUAACUUACACAGAUUUGAGUUCAGGUUGAUUCUUCUUACUAUAUUUGUUUGUAAUACUAUAACUUGCUCAAGUGUUUUUAUCUUAUAAUCUAUUGAUAGCUUAUGUUGAAUAGAACAGAUGAUUUCUGCCCUGUUAAUCACAGUAGUGAUGUUCACCAUAUUAUAUUUAGUAGUAAAAUAAAAUAAUUUUUUCAAAUAUUAGUAGCAAUAAAGAAUGUUCAAAUUCAA